ACCCACCCUGUCGGCCCCGGCCCCCGCGUGCCGCUCCCUGGCUUCUGAUUGGCCGGAGCCGGCUGUGGGCGGGACGGGGAGAAGCCGGCCAGACGGCGCGCGCGGGCGGGGGUCAGAAGCCGGUUGAAGUUUGACGGAGUCUGUGAUUCUUUGAAGAUUCUUCAAUCACUAUGUCAACCAACUCAGAUGUUUCUCUUUCUUCAUACGAUGAAGAUCAGGGAUCUAAACUUAUCCGAAAAGCUAAAGAGGCACCAUUUGUCCCCAUUGGAAUGGCAGGUUUUGCAGCAAUUGUUGCAUAUGGAUUAUAUAAAUUGAAGAGCAGGGGAAAUACCAAAAUGUCCAUUCACUUGAUCCACAUGCGUGUGGCAGCCCAAGGCUUUGUUGUGGGAGCAAUGACUCUUGGUAUGGGCUAUUCUAUGUACCAGGAAUUCUGGGCAAAACCUAAGCCUUAGAGGAGAUGCUGUCUUAUCUGGUUGGUGAUGCUUGCUGUAGUAAGACAUCUCAUAUUGAGGUUAUAUGUUUGUGUUGAAAAUAAAUUGUUUGAGUGGGUCAGACAAUAACAUGGUAACUUGCAUAUUGGCGUCCUUUCUUGCAGGCUUGUUUUGCCUGCUGACUAAAUUACUAGUGACUAGAGUUCACUAACUACGUUGUUCAGAGGAAUCAAGUUAGCACCUAAGAAACAUGUCACUUUCAAAUGCACUGGAUAGUGGUAAAAUGUCCACUUUGUUAAACCCUUCUGAUGAAAUUAGUUCUAAAGAAGACAACAUGCCAAUCCCGAAGUACUCCCAGUUGCUGCAGAAUAUCACAUGCUUUUGAUGUUAUGUAGGAAUCCCGUUUGCCCCUGUUAAUUUAACUUUUUUCUGCCUGCCUCAUGGACUGAAAGAGUGCUUCAGUUUUUAGGGCUGGUUGGCUCUUGAAGAACGCUUUCAGAACAGUGCAUGGCAUGCAACGUUACAAGCCUCCCCACAGCUGAAAAUGUGUGUGUGUGUGUGUGUGUGUGUGUAGCCAAACCUAAAAUGCCGAUAGUAGGCCUGCUGGAAGGUAGUAUUUAUUUCAGAAUCCUACUUGUAAACAUAAGAAUAACUUAAUUAUGGAUCCCAGAUUAGCUCUUUUGUAAUUACAUAACUAUAUUUUUGUUGCUGUUAUAUUAGAAUAAUUUUUUUAAUGUCAUCUUGAAAUAGAAACAUGUAUUUUAAGUGCUAAUGCAAUGAAAAACACUUUUUAAAUGUGUGCAGUAUGUUUAUUUUCUCUGUACGAAUUAUAAAGAUUAAAUUGAACAAAUUACCUGUAAUGGAAGUGAUUAAUGAUUUAUGAGCAAUCUGGUCAGACAUACACAAACUUUGGUAUACAGAAGACUUUACUGUACUUGUGAAAUUCUCUUGUCUAACCUGAAUUUACAUUCCAUGGUGACAACAUGGUAAAUGUAGUGUUAUUAAAGUAAGUAAACACAUCAAA
Messenger RNA from Rhinolophus ferrumequinum (greater horseshoe bat), 1455 nucleotides. It is a transcript of the gene HIGD1A, whose product is annotated as HIG1 hypoxia inducible domain family member 1A. Gene Ontology annotation, cellular component: mitochondrion. The coding region runs from base 171 to 452 and encodes 93 amino acids. Gene Ontology annotation, biological process: negative regulation of apoptotic process; mitochondrial respirasome assembly. The transcript is spliced from 4 exons. The record is from RefSeq and is a predicted model, not a curated record. Lineage: Eukaryota; Metazoa; Chordata; Mammalia; Chiroptera; Rhinolophidae.